GCGCCUCGCCGCGUAGUGUGUUGUGUUCAUCCCAACUCCCAAGCGCGCGAGUUCGCUGGAUCGAUGGCCAUGGCCAUGGAGGACGAUGAGACCGCGACCGAGAAGAGCCGCUUCUUCCGCGACGCGCGCUUGGAGGCCAUGCAGCGGCGCGUCGACGAGGUGCACGCGGAGUCCGAGGACCCCUACACCAUCUUCCGCCUCCCCGCGGCCGUGCGCGAGCGCCAUCCGGACCUGUACGAGCCCAAGGUCGUGUCCGUGGGGCCCUACUACCACGGCCGCGCCGGGCUCGCCGCCGCGCAGCAGCACAAGUGGCGCCUCCUCCGCGACUUCCUCUCGCGGUCGCGGACAAACGGGAAGGGAGCCGGCGGCAGCCAGCUGGGCGCCUACUUGCGCUGCGCGAGCGCGCUCGAGGCCGACGCUCGGCGGUGCUACGCGGAGGGAUUCGACGCCGUGGGCGCGGACGACUUCGCGGAGAUGCUCGUCGUCGACGGCUGCUUCCUGCUCGAGUUCUUCCUACGGAAGGGCGAGGGCCAGCUCGCCGCGCCCGGGGGCGCCAAGUGGGCGUGGCACCACAUGUACCACGACGUCCUCCUCCUCGAGAACCAGAUCCCCUUCUUCGUCGUCGAGAAGCUGCACGCCAUCGCCUUCCCCGGCGAGGACGGCGGGACCGACACCGAGGGGCUCCUCGACAUCUUCUGCAAGGCCCUGGCCGGCGACCUGCCGUCGAGCCGCGCCAUCCGGCCGCGCAGCGGCAAGACGAUACACCACCUCCUGCACCUGCACUACGAGUGCAACGUCCGCAGCGCGUCCGCGGACGCCAGCGACGCCAAGGGACGCACCAACGGCAAAGCCGACGCCAACAACGGCGCGUCGUCGCUGGCCGUGUGGAAGCAGUCGCCGGUCCCGUCCCCGUCCCCGCGCUCCAGCGACGGCGCCGUCAAGGGCCGCCUGACGUCGAUGGUCCCGCAGGCCGCCAAGAUGGAGGAGGCCGGCGUGACGUUCAAGAGGAAGGCGACCCCGCGCGACAUGUUCGACGUGAGCUUCCGGUACGGCGUGCUGCACAUGCCGGCGUUCGUGGUGGACGAGGCAGCCAAGGUGCUGCUGGCCAACCUGGUGGCGUUCGAGCAGGGCGGCGGCCGCGCCGCCAGGCAGCUGGACGGGGGCAACCUGGUGACGGGGUUCGUGGCGCUGGUGGGGUCCCUGGUGAACACGACGAGGGACGUGGAGCUGCUCCGGCGGUGUGGCGUCAUGCACUGCAUGGUCACGCACGACGAGGCCGUCAGGUACUUCAGCCACGUGGUGCAGUACACGACCAUGGACUACGACCGCCACCUGCUCGCCUGUUUGUUCCGAGACAUCCGAGAGCACUGCCAGUGGAGCCGAUGAUCGAUCGUGCGCACGUAGCUGAUUCUUUGUUCGAUUAUUACCAUUAAAAAUCUCCACCACUUUGUUUGUUCUCUAUAUACAUGCCAAUACGUUUCCUUCUUCCUACUCUACUCUCUUUUUUCUCGAUGGUUACUCUACUCUCUCUUGUCACAAAAUAUAAGAUGCACUCCACUGUUGUGGCAUUUUGAUUCG
Molecule: messenger RNA, 1578 nt
Organism: Hordeum vulgare subsp. vulgare (domesticated barley)
Lineage: Eukaryota; Viridiplantae; Streptophyta; Magnoliopsida; Poales; Poaceae
Product: UPF0481 protein At3g47200-like
Exons: 2
Coding region: 64-1386 (440 amino acids)
Source: RefSeq, a predicted model, not a curated record